Messenger RNA from Arabidopsis thaliana (thale cress), 4073 nucleotides. RefSeq names its product H[+]-ATPase 1 (gene HA1). Gene Ontology annotation, molecular function: ATP hydrolysis activity; P-type proton-exporting transporter activity; nucleotide binding. Gene Ontology annotation, biological process: proton export across plasma membrane. The transcript has 16 exons. The record is from RefSeq and is marked reviewed. NCBI's taxonomy places the organism in Eukaryota, Viridiplantae, Streptophyta, Magnoliopsida, Brassicales, Brassicaceae. The coding region runs from base 1062 to 3719 and encodes 885 amino acids. Gene Ontology annotation, cellular component: plasma membrane; membrane.
AAAAAAAAAAAAAACCGAUUUUUCCCCCCAAUUGUAUCUGCCUCAUUUUCGAUGAUUCUAUCAUGGAUCCUAUACAAAACCCAAAUCAAGAUUCCAACUUUAUUAAUUUUGGUCUAAAAUUAGGGUAAAAUAACAGAUGUCUUUUAAAGGUUUUAGGUAUUAAGCCAAAAAUAAGUAGAUUUUGAUACUGUUCAUCAGAAAAAGUAGAUCUACCCAAAAACUACACACAUGUGAAACGCUGAAUAAAAAGAUAAGUCUUUUUAGUGGUGGAGCUAAGCUUAAGCUACGUCUCAACAAAAGUCUCUUUCACAUAUUUAUUAAAAGAGAAAAAAAUCGCAAAAAGUUUGAUUUUGCUUGUGAUAUAUAACUUUCUUUCUCUAAAAAAAAUCAUCUUUUUUUUGUAAAGAUAACGUUUUUGAUGUUAAAGCAGUUCAUAAUAUUCUUCUAUCUUCCACCCAUGAAAAAUACCAGAGUUUUUAAUAAAUUUAAGUUUUCAACUUUUUUUUAAAUUGUUGUUGAUGUUCGAAUUUUUUUGAUGUACCUUUCCGUAGUACGUUUUUUUUUUUUUUGAACUUCUUUGUCCUUUUGUAAAACAUCUAUCAGUAGAAGCAACUUGUGAAUUCCUCUAUUGUAAUUGAUUUUGUUUAGUGAAAUUGUUUUAUGACCGAAAUACCCUUAACCGGACUUUGGCUUUCACGCCGGAAAGUAGCCACCUUUCAUGGAGGGAAUCCCGCAGGCGCGUGUGUUACACGUUCCAUAACACGUGCAUUGAAGUAGUAGUAGUAGUGGUGGUGGUGGUGGUGGUCCCUCUAUCCUCCACUGCCAGAUUCUUUUCACCUUUCAUUGUCACAACUUGAGUCAACGCCACUCUUCAUCUUCCGAGUCGCCGAGUUGGAUCGUUUCUGACAUUUGAAAAAAUUCCGAUUGAGGAAGUUUUCCAGCAGCUAAAAUGUACAAGGGAAGGAUUGACAACGCAGGAAGGGGAAGACAGGAUUGUGAUAUUUGGCCCCAACAAGCUCGAAGAGAAGAAGGAAAGCAAAAUUCUGAAGUUUCUGGGGUUCAUGUGGAAUCCGCUUUCAUGGGUUAUGGAAGCUGCAGCUCUCAUGGCCAUUGCUUUGGCUAAUGGUGAUAAUCGACCUCCGGAUUGGCAAGAUUUUGUGGGUAUUAUCUGUCUGCUUGUUAUCAACUCCACAAUCAGUUUCAUUGAAGAAAACAACGCCGGAAAUGCUGCAGCUGCUCUCAUGGCUGGUCUUGCUCCUAAAACCAAGGUUCUUAGGGAUGGAAAAUGGAGUGAACAAGAGGCUGCUAUCCUUGUCCCAGGUGAUAUUGUUAGCAUUAAACUUGGAGACAUUAUCCCAGCCGAUGCCCGUCUUCUUGAAGGAGAUCCUUUAAAGGUUGAUCAGUCUGCUCUAACUGGAGAGUCCCUUCCUGUGACCAAGCACCCUGGUCAAGAAGUUUUCUCUGGUUCAACUUGUAAACAAGGAGAAAUCGAAGCGGUUGUUAUAGCCACUGGAGUUCACACCUUCUUUGGUAAAGCUGCUCACCUUGUGGACAGCACUAACCAAGUUGGGCACUUCCAGAAAGUUCUUACAUCCAUUGGAAACUUCUGUAUCUGUUCUAUUGCUAUUGGUAUAGCGAUUGAAAUAGUCGUCAUGUACCCUAUCCAACACCGAAAGUACAGAGAUGGAAUUGACAAUCUCUUGGUCCUCUUGAUCGGUGGUAUCCCCAUUGCUAUGCCCACGGUCUUGUCUGUGACUAUGGCUAUCGGGUCUCACAGGUUGUCUCAGCAAGGUGCUAUCACCAAACGUAUGACAGCCAUUGAAGAAAUGGCGGGAAUGGAUGUCCUUUGCAGUGACAAAACCGGGACACUAACCCUUAAUAAAUUGAGUGUGGAUAAAAACUUGGUUGAGGUUUUCUGCAAGGGUGUGGAGAAAGAUCAAGUUCUACUAUUUGCAGCUAUGGCUUCUAGGGUGGAGAACCAGGACGCUAUUGAUGCAGCCAUGGUUGGAAUGCUUGCUGAUCCGAAAGAGGCCCGAGCUGGAAUCAGAGAGGUUCACUUCCUUCCAUUCAACCCUGUGGAUAAGAGAACUGCUUUGACUUACAUCGACUCUGAUGGUAACUGGCACAGAGUCAGCAAAGGUGCUCCCGAGCAGAUCCUUGACCUUGCCAAUGCCAGGCCUGACCUUAGGAAGAAGGUACUCUCUUGUAUUGACAAGUACGCUGAGCGCGGUCUUAGGUCGUUGGCAGUAGCUCGUCAGGUGGUACCCGAGAAAACAAAAGAAAGCCCAGGUGGACCAUGGGAAUUUGUUGGCUUGUUGCCUCUUUUUGACCCUCCAAGACACGACAGUGCCGAAACCAUUCGUAGGGCGUUGAAUCUAGGUGUUAAUGUGAAGAUGAUCACUGGUGAUCAACUUGCUAUUGGUAAGGAAACCGGUCGCAGGCUUGGAAUGGGAACCAAUAUGUAUCCAUCUGCGGCUCUUCUCGGUACCGACAAGGACUCGAACAUUGCAUCCAUCCCUGUUGAGGAGUUGAUCGAGAAGGCUGAUGGGUUUGCCGGCGUCUUUCCAGAGCACAAAUAUGAAAUUGUGAAAAAGCUGCAGGAGAGGAAGCACAUUGUUGGUAUGACCGGUGAUGGUGUUAAUGAUGCACCCGCUUUGAAGAAAGCAGAUAUCGGUAUUGCUGUGGCCGAUGCUACAGAUGCUGCUCGUGGUGCUUCAGAUAUCGUCCUCACGGAACCUGGGCUGAGUGUCAUCAUCAGUGCCGUUCUCACUAGCAGAGCUAUCUUCCAGAGAAUGAAGAACUACACCAUUUAUGCAGUCUCAAUCACAAUCCGUAUUGUGUUUGGUUUCAUGCUUAUUGCUUUGAUAUGGGAAUUUGACUUCUCAGCGUUCAUGGUUCUGAUUAUUGCCAUCCUUAAUGAUGGUACUAUCAUGACAAUCUCAAAGGACAGAGUCAAGCCAUCUCCCACACCUGAUAGCUGGAAGCUCAAAGAAAUUUUCGCCACUGGAAUUGUGCUGGGAGGCUACCAAGCCAUUAUGAGUGUUAUUUUCUUCUGGGCUGCUCACAAGACCGACUUUUUCUCGGACAAGUUCGGUGUGAGGUCAAUCAGGGACAAUAACGAUGAACUAAUGGGUGCUGUGUAUCUACAAGUUAGUAUCAUCAGUCAAGCUCUAAUCUUUGUCACCAGGUCAAGGAGUUGGUCAUUUGUCGAACGUCCUGGGGCGCUUCUGAUGAUUGCAUUCGUCAUUGCACAACUGGUUGCAACUUUGAUCGCAGUGUAUGCCGACUGGACAUUUGCAAAGGUGAAGGGUAUCGGUUGGGGAUGGGCAGGUGUGAUUUGGAUUUACAGUAUCGUAACAUACUUCCCACAGGACAUUUUGAAGUUUGCCAUUCGGUAUAUCUUGAGUGGAAAGGCUUGGGCCAGCUUGUUUGACAACAGGACCGCUUUCACAACCAAGAAAGAUUACGGUAUUGGAGAAAGAGAAGCUCAAUGGGCACAAGCUCAAAGGACAUUGCACGGUCUGCAGCCAAAAGAAGAUGUUAAUAUCUUCCCAGAGAAAGGAAGUUACAGAGAGCUGUCUGAGAUCGCAGAGCAAGCCAAGAGAAGGGCCGAGAUAGCUAGGCUUAGGGAGCUUCACACAUUGAAGGGACAUGUGGAAUCAGUCGCAAAGCUAAAGGGAUUGGACAUUGAUACAGCAGGACAUCACUACACUGUGUAGUUGGAGUUGCACAACAACACAAACAUUUACCGAAAACCAACCCCAUCAUGACUCAUCUUUUGUUUUGUCUUCACAAAUCUCUCUUUAAAAGUCAUUACAGUAGAGGGAAGAGAACUCUUGUGUAUUGCCAUAACUCUUCCAAAACUCUUUUUUCUUUUUGUUAUUGUUAGUCAUUGUUCUUAAAACUCCUACUCGAUAUGAGCUUUGCAAAUUUGCCUUUGAAGAAACAAGGCCCUUUGCCUUUGAAGAGACAAGGCACUUUGCUUUUUAAUGGCCUAAUGUGAUUAUUCUAUCACUCUUUUGUCUGUUUGAUCAAUUUCAUCUUGAAGAUAAUAUUUAAAUUUAAUUCUAAAA